UGAACCGUCGAUAGGUGGCUUCAUGACGGCAGCAAGAUUGAUUGACGGAAGGGGGAGCGUCAGACAGUUUACUGAGGACAGGACACCUGAUGUUAUGAAAGCAUUGCGAUGUAAUUUAGGACUGCUGGGAAUUGUAUUCGAAAUUGAGAUAAAGGUUGUUCCACUAGAAACAGUCAGCGUUCGGCGCGUUUUCACUCCACUGCGUAACUUGUUCAAGGCUCACUAUCUCCGAGAUCUCGUGACCAGGAACUACAUUGUACAUGUUCUGUAUUGGGCAUAUAAUUCAUUGACAGAAGAAGAGGCCAGGUUGUUUUCGGACACAGGAAGAGUACCAAGGACAUGGGACAGCGCCAACGAUUUGGUUUUGUUACAAAUAAUACAGCCAAGUUUGAGUUCUGUCAACCUCAGAUUUGAAGAUGAAAGACCAAAAUCGGCUUCAAACGUUACGAUUGUUUUGCUAGGGCAAAAUAAUUUCAACCAAGCACUUUCUGCGCCUGCCUCCGUUGUUUCAAACCUCAGUCAAGCCACCCACGUGCCCGCCGCCACCCUGGAUAGAGUCGAGUCCUCGGAAUACACCAUUCAGCAUUCAACAUUCACAGCAGAUGCCAAAGUUUUGAGGGUUCUGUCAUCAAUCCUAAACGAGAGGUCUUAUAAGGAGGGCAUUCAGCCUUUAGAACUGGGCCUGUUCAGAUGGUUUGCUGGUACGGAUUGCCUCCUCUGUGCAGGCUCGGUGCCAGUAGGGCGGAAUCGACACGAUAAAAACAAGGAUCUCGGCCACUUCGCCUCUUUUGAUCUACACAAACAAGUAAAUUCAAGGCAGGACCUCACACGCACGAGGGCUUUCCAAUCCGCGGUUAUACAAGAAUGGGACAAAAUCGGAAACUUGGGGCGUCCUCACUGGGGUAAAGUUCACCAGGUGUUUCCAAACCUGAAACAGCGGAUUAAGCUCAGCUACGGUCUCGACUUGGACAUAUUCAAAACCAUCCGAGAGUCACUUGAUGCCGACGGAGUUUUCACUAAUGCAUUCUUAAGAAAUUUGCUUGAUAUUAAACGUAAAACCUAUUAUAUUGAUUAGACAUUCACCACGUGCCAUAUAGUAAUGGGUAAUAUGUAGGACCUACGAUUAUUCUUCUCACCUUCAUUAUGGUUAUUUGCACCCAAAAGGGAAGGCUAGAGGUAGCAUAUAACUGUAUAAACACCUUGCUAAAAGUUGCACCAUUCGAGCAUUUUUCCAGAGAUUCCUCUUUUAAUCCUUUGGUAUCACGUAGUUAUUGGCUUCAUAAUGGCGCAGUGGACACUUGGCUAGAUAUCAGAUCAUUUCUUUUUUUAUUUUUUGAUAGGGAUGGGUUGUUGUUUCGUCUGAUCUCUUAUGUAG
Lingula anatina is the source of this 1375-nucleotide messenger RNA. RefSeq lists its product as uncharacterized. Gene Ontology annotation, molecular function: D-arabinono-1,4-lactone oxidase activity. NCBI's taxonomy places the organism in Eukaryota, Metazoa, Brachiopoda, Lingulata, Lingulida, Lingulidae. Gene Ontology annotation, cellular component: membrane. The record is from RefSeq and is a predicted model, not a curated record.